AUGUCCGACAUCGCCGUGAGUGAGGGCGCCGCAGCGCGCCGCAGCUCGCCGCUGGAGAAUGUUAAAGGUUCACCCUCGUCAGGGCGCGUGUUUAUUUUUGCUCGGGAAGGGUUCAACUCCUGUAGAACUUUCCGUACGGCUCGGAGACGAGCGAUGACGCAAGGUUGCCUAGCGCCGUCGUACAGUAAACACGAUACAUCAAUGGAGGAGAUAACAUCAUAG
This is a messenger RNA of Arctia plantaginis, 222 nucleotides long. The record is from the annotation of a GenBank genome assembly. NCBI's taxonomy places the organism in Eukaryota, Metazoa, Arthropoda, Insecta, Lepidoptera, Erebidae.